UCCUCGUAUUUACAGAUGAUAACCUACAAUCCCUACGUUAUCAUCGAAACGUAGAGUAUGGUAGAGUACAAAAGAAUAUUCAGUGGAUUACAAUUUAUUGAAUUGGCGAUAGUCUUCUGUAGUUAAAUGAAAACAUUAGGUGUAACAAUAUGGCGACUUCCACUAAAUCUGAUGCUUGUCCGUUACAUCCAGAUGCUGCCUUAAUUGAAGAUUCCAGUGCAGGAGACCAGAUAUGCUCUGAUUGUGGUUUAGUUGUCGGGCACAGAGUAGUAGAUCGUGGCUCAGAGUGGCGGACUUUCAAUAAUGAGGAGUCUAGUACAGAACGCUCUCGUGUUGGUGCACCUGAAAAGCCCUAUCGUAGCGGAUCGGAUCUAACCACCAUAAUAGGCCCUAGUCCGAGUGGCCCUUCUAAAUUUAAAAUCGGUGGGCCAAAAUAUCGAAAUCGUAAGUCAUUGACAAGCACGAACAGGACACUUGAGGACGGUUUUCUACAGAUUGCUUCAAUGGCAGAUAAAAUGAAUUUGCCCAGCUGUAUUGUUGAUCGAGCGAAUGUUUUGUUUAAGCGAGUGCAGGAUGGCAAACAUUUACGGGGUCACUCAAGCGAUGGCAUUAUAGCGGCAUGUUUGAAUAUAGCCUGCAGGCAGGAAGGGGUACCACGAGGUUUUAAGGAGAUUUGUGCUGUUAGUAUGGUUAGCAAAGUGGAGAGCAGUCGUUGUUAUAAUUACGUUCGGAAAGUAUUGAAGAUAUCGGUAGAUUCGACUACAUCGGGGGAUUUUAUGGCGCGGUUUGGUUCGAAUUUGGAACUACCGUACAAGGUGCAACGGGUAGCAACGGAUAUUGCUGAACAGGCGGUAAAGAUGGAUAUUGUAUCUGGACGUUCGCCCAUCUCUGUUGCAGCUGCAGCUAUUUACAUGGCUUCACAGGCUUCUGAGGACAAACGCAGCGCAAAACAAAUCGAAGAAAUAACCGGUGUUGCUAUUGGCACCAUCCGGCAGGCUUUUAGGUUGAUGUACCCUCAAGCUGCGCAGCUCUUCCCGAAGGACUUCGAGUUUGCCACAACAAUAGAUAAGUUGCCAAGAUUGUAACUGUCUUACAAAAAAUUAUAUCAGUUUUAGUUUUAAGAGUGUAAACGUAUUCCAAUUUGGAAUUUAAUACGUUUAAGCGAGGCAUGAUGCAAUUAAGAUUUUAACUUGUUUUGCCCAAUCGGCAUUUUAAAUUUUAACUCUAAUGAAUGUUUUUUGCUAACGAAAUGAAGAAAAAUAGAUUUUUAACUCCUUCUCA
This is a messenger RNA of Dalotia coriaria, 1281 nucleotides long. RefSeq names its product transcription initiation factor IIB-like. Gene Ontology annotation, molecular function: TBP-class protein binding; RNA polymerase II general transcription initiation factor activity. Gene Ontology annotation, cellular component: nucleus; transcription preinitiation complex. The transcript has 4 exons. The coding region runs from base 150 to 1085 and encodes 311 amino acids. Gene Ontology annotation, biological process: transcription initiation at RNA polymerase II promoter; transcription preinitiation complex assembly. The record is from RefSeq and is a predicted model, not a curated record. Lineage: Eukaryota; Metazoa; Arthropoda; Insecta; Coleoptera; Staphylinidae.